AUGUCAUCAUCCUUGACCAAUGAACCAUUCCGCAAUCGUUAUUCUUCUGUCAGAUCGGCUAAUUUUGCUGUUGCUGGAACAUCGUCAGAGCGUAACUGGCCGAUACGACGGGGGUAUGCGUCAAGAGCUGAGGUGGUCAGUCGCGCACAGUCAACUGAACGCUUCAAUUUACCGCCGAUCCGAAAUAUCCGAAACUCUAUCUCAUCAUCGCCAUCUCUGGGUGAUCAUUCGCAAACUAGUGAACAAAGCUGUGAGGAGGAGGCAAGCGAUCUGACAACCGAACUGUCGGUUCGUAUAGUCCAUCGAGAGAUUCACGUCCGUACCGGUGAAUUGGUCACCAUUACGAGUUCAAUACACUCAGAGGAAGCUGAGGUGGACGUGAAGUGGUAUAACGGCGAGAAGGAGAUUUCGAACAGUGGUCGUUAUCGACUAUCCGGUAAAGGAUCUCAGUACUAUUUAGAGAUAUUCGAUUGUGACGUUGCCGAUAGGGGCGAGAUUUCGUGCUUAGCAAUCAGCAGUACGUCAGUUGCAUCCGACAGUGUACAACUUUUCAUUCACGAGGAGGACAUGGCUGGUGAGGAGCCAAUGUUUAUUGAGCCAUUAACAUUCGAACAGAACGGAAUGAGCAUCACACUGCGAUGUUCAGUGAUUGGCUAUCCAAUACCGUAUUUGACGUUCCAUCGAAGGAAUCGACGCAUCCCAUCCGAUACACACAUUGGCACGUUUCUGCUCAUCAUUUGUUACUGA
Messenger RNA from Anisakis simplex (herring worm), 747 nucleotides. NCBI's taxonomy places the organism in Eukaryota, Metazoa, Nematoda, Chromadorea, Rhabditida, Anisakidae. The record is from the annotation of a GenBank genome assembly.